Molecule: messenger RNA, 1764 nt
Organism: Oldenlandia corymbosa var. corymbosa
Lineage: Eukaryota; Viridiplantae; Streptophyta; Magnoliopsida; Gentianales; Rubiaceae
Source: the annotation of a GenBank genome assembly
AUGGGGAAAAGAAUAACGCGGAAGAUGGCCAAGAAGAACCGAAGGAAGAGGAUGGAGAAGAAGUACAGAAGGAGAAGAGAAAGGAGAUUGCGUCAAGAAUCUGAAGUUCAGCCUGACGGCGAACUGAAUGUCCCAGGAGAAGAAGGGGUUCAUGAACCUGAAUUCGAUGAAGUUGAUGAUGAAGUUCAGCCUGAAGAUGCACCGAAUAUCCAAGAAGAAUGGGCUAAUCCCAAUGCUGACGUUGACAAUGAAUUGAUCAAUAUCCCAGAAGAAGAGGGGGUUGAACCCAAUGUUGAUGCGUUGAAUGUCCCAGAAGGAGGGGUUCAAGAAAAUGAUUCCAGCGAUGAUGAACUGAAUAGCCCAGAAGAAGGGGUUCAAGAAAAUGUUGCCGAUAAUGAUGGAUUGAAUGUCCUAGAAGAAGGGGUUGAGGAUAAUGUUGCAGAGGGUAAUGAAUUGAAUAACCCAGAAGAAGAAGGAAUUGGGGAUAAUGUUGAUGGAAAUGAUGAUAAUGCGGAGCAGGAAAUGGAAGGAAAAGAAGAUGGGCAGCCGGAAAAUCAAGAAAACGCAGUAAAUGAAGAAAAUCAAGAACCAGUCGGAGCAGUUGAAGGAUCAUCGCCGGCAAACCCAGAAGCAGAGCAAGAAGCCCAUCCAGUCAGAGAUGAAGAUUCCCGCAAUUCCUCUGAAGAUGCUUCUCAGGGAAAAGCUGAUGAAAGGCCCAAAGAAACAGAGGAUUUUGAGCGUCAAUUUGAUCGGAACCCAGGGAAGAGGCCAAUGAGAGAAGAAGAAGAAGAAGGAGUUAAUCGUUCUCGUCAACACGGGUGGUCGUCGAAGCCCGAUCUUAGUAAUGUUCCAGAACGUAUUAUUGAAUCUGACACAAGCAUCAACACUGUUGAAAGAAGUGAGAAUCCCCCACCGGUUCGAAUCUUGAAGAGAAGGGCGCCUAAUAGAGAUGCUGAUGUUUACUACACCGAUAGAGAACUCCAGCUUCGAAUUCCACUAGCAUUUUUUUUGUCAGUGACAGAAUUACUUUACAACCCAAGUUCUCUACGUGAUGAUGCAGCUGAAUCUUCAUCAUCAUCAUCAUCUUGUUCUUCGUCUGCUAUGAGAGGUUCCACCUCCAGGAGGCCCUACGAUCCGGAUUUUGAAUCAUUCCACCGGAGACUGAAGAGGCCUUUGAUCCUCCCAGAAGAAGUAAUGGAAAGGCCUUGGAUAGAAUGCGGAGUUUGCGGUGUUGUGAAAGCUCCUCAAUUCAUGGUUCAGCUUUCUUGCGAUUGCAUCGAUUAUGCCGUCUGUAUGGAUUAUUGUAUCAUCAUUCUGGCUCUGGCUGAGGCUCGGAGAAACAUUCACCUGAUUUGCCCAGACUGUGGCAGAAACUUGCUGACUGAGGAUAUCAUCGUUUAUGCUAUGUGCAAGCUUCUACAGCUGGCUGUCAUUGUCAGGUAUAUGAUGAUGAGAAGAUGAAUGAAGAAGGGGCUGCUGCUGCAAUGCUUUUUUUGGCUGGAUGUUGAUCUUAGAAGCUUGCAGAAUUUAUGAUUUGGAAAAACUUGAAUUGGGGAUUUUUGGUAUUAGGAAAACUCUUGUUUCUGAUGUUAGAUGAUGCAGAGUGGUAGCUUUGCUGCUGCUUUUUUUAGUUUCUGAGGUUGCACUUCAUUGAUUCAUCUGAUUCAUUCAUGUGUCAUCUGGCACUUUUGAUGUAAAGUUCUUAAUAUUCUGGAUGAUUGUACUCUGAACUCUUUUGACAGACUCGAAAAUCUAUACUUUUUU